AGGAAGAUGUAGGAGACUUAGAUGGAACUACUUUGCAUAGUCCACGCAGAGCUUCUGCUUCCACAAGUCCUCCUUCGAGUCCGCGGAGGGCAUCUUCGGCUGCCAUCAACUAUGGCGCUCGGGCAUUUUCAUCUGAAAAUACUACAUCUGGACGAGGUAGUAUUGCUAGUACCGCCAAGGCCAACAUAGGCAAUAUGAGGCCAUCAGCUGCUGCAGCCGCACCUGCUGGAGAUAUUAGAGUGGAACAACCAGUAGGAGUUCUCGAUGGGAGCGACGCUCCCACAGCGAGAGCAUCAACAGAUGUAGUAGGUCGUGCGGUAGUUAGAGACGAGGAUCCACAAC
Amoebophrya sp. A25 is the source of this 342-nucleotide messenger RNA. The record is from the annotation of a GenBank genome assembly. NCBI's taxonomy places the organism in Eukaryota, Dinophyceae, Syndiniales, Amoebophryaceae.